Messenger RNA from Aspergillus aculeatinus CBS 121060, 1834 nucleotides. RefSeq names its product SET domain-containing protein. Bases 71 to 1708 code for a protein of 545 amino acids. Gene Ontology annotation, molecular function: protein-lysine N-methyltransferase activity; protein binding. The transcript has 4 exons. The record is from RefSeq and is a predicted model, not a curated record. Gene Ontology annotation, biological process: peptidyl-lysine monomethylation. Gene Ontology annotation, cellular component: nucleus. Lineage: Eukaryota; Fungi; Ascomycota; Eurotiomycetes; Eurotiales; Aspergillaceae.
CUCUUAUACACUGCAUGCUAGGUAAUGCUAUGCAGAUAGCUUCUAGCACCGACUUAUUCGAAUAGCCAAGAUGAAGCGCGCUCACUUACCGAUCGAGACGCUGCCGGCGUGGGUGAAGCUCAAUGGAAUCGGGGUGGAGAGCGUUGUCUUCGGUACUCUGGGUACGGAUCACCAUGAGAAUGAUACCUCGGGCAGCAGCAGCAGCAGCAACAGCAACAAGGGCACAGGGAUCAUCGCCACGGAGGACCGCGCCGGGGGCGAGUCCGCUCUUGGUGCCGUGGAUACGGGGGUUCUGUUGAAGGUGCCCCCGGAUCUGAUCCUGUCGUUGGAGACGGUGCAUGGGUAUGCCAAGUCGGAUGGCCGGCUGAGGGUGGUGCUGGAGGCUGUUGGGGAGUUUGCUCGGACCCCGCGCGGCGCGAUCUUGAUCUUCUUGCUCAUGCAGAUCACGCACUCCAGUCCGGAUUGCACGGGCCAAAGCCAAGCGGUGGGGGUGGCGGGCCCCUGGACGGAGUAUAUGAAGUACAUGCCGCGGGAGAUUCCGCUGCCCACGUUCUACUCGGAGGCGGAGUUGGAGCUGCUGCGCGGGACCUCGCUGCGGCUGGCGGUGCAUGCGAAGCUGGCGGCGUUGGAGAAGGAGUUUGCGCGGCUGCGGGAGGCGACGCGGGGGAUUGACUGGUGCAGGGAGGUUUGGUGGGGUGGCGAGGAUGCUGAUUCUGGCGGUGAUGAUCUUGAAGGUAAUGGUGAUGAUGACGUUGCUGGAGAAGAGGCGGCGCGGUUGACGCUCGAGGACUGGAAAUACGUCGACGCGCUGUAUCGGUCCCGGAUGGUCGAUCUCCCGACCAGCGGGCAUGCGAUGGUCCCCUGCAUUGACAUGGCGAAUCAUAGCUCUGAAGAGACGGUCAAGGCGCUGUACGAUGAAGAUGCGGACGGGAAUGUGGUGCUGCAGUUGCGUUAUGGGAAGAGAGUGCGUGCCGGGGAAGAGGUGACUAUCUCGUACGGCGACGAGAAACCCGCGUCGGAGAUGAUCUUCUCUUACGGCUUUCUGGAUCGAGAGACCGCCGAUGCGAAGCAGAUCUUUCUGGAUCUGGAUAUUCCAGACGAUGAUCCGCUGAAGGUUGUUAAAAAGGCGUUCUGUAAGGAGCCCCCGGGCGUGCGGGUGUAUACUUCGGCUACAGAUUCCGAUUCAGCCCCCACCACGGCCUGGGAAAGCUCGAUCAUCUGGUGGGCGUGUGUGAAUGAGGAGGAUGGGUUAGAUUUCACGGUCCUCCAGACCAAUGAUGGGGGGCGUGAGCUGAAGGCUCUGUGGAAGGGGGCUGAGUUGCGGGAUUCGGCUCAUCUCAGCGAGCUGCUCCGUGCGGACCCGCAUUGGGAUAUCAUCCAGCUUCGCGCGGUGGUACUUAUUCUUGAGAGGCUGGAGACGCAGGCUUGGGUGCUCAGGGAGACGGGGCUGAUGGUGUCUGAAAUCGAUGAGAAUGAGGACAUGCGGGCGAUGUUCAGGCCGGAUGUUUAUGAUAUGAUUAAGCGGUUACGGGUGUUGGAGAUGAAUUUGCUGGGUCGGGGGAUUGAGGGUUUGGCCAUGCGGAGAGACGAGCUCAUGGCCAGUCCGGCGGUCAGUCAGUAUCUGGGGCAGCAGCAGCCAGAGACGGUAGGGGCGGAGGACGUCUCCAGCCAGCAGCAGUCUGAAGAUGUUGAAGACGAUUUUUCUUGAUGCGUAUCCUGAGGGAUUCCGUCGAAAAGACGACUCGACUAGGUAUAGAAGUCUAGUCCACUCAAGACAAGCCAUAAGCGUACGGCGUGGCAGUAUCGAUUCGAUCAGUAGCGGUAUAGUAUCAAG